Messenger RNA from Cavenderia fasciculata, 666 nucleotides. It is a transcript of the gene vamp7B, whose product is annotated as synaptobrevin domain-containing protein. The record is from RefSeq and is a predicted model, not a curated record. Lineage: Eukaryota; Evosea; Eumycetozoa; Acytosteliales; Cavenderiaceae. The transcript is spliced from 4 exons. The coding region runs from base 1 to 666 and encodes 221 amino acids. Gene Ontology annotation, cellular component: membrane. Gene Ontology annotation, biological process: vesicle-mediated transport.
AUGCCCCUCAUCUAUUCAUUAGUUGCAAGAGGAUCUUCGGUACUUGCCGAGUUCACAAAUACAACUGGUAACUUUACUACCAUCACAAGAAGAAUAUUAGAUUUGAUUCCUCCAAAUACAGAUACAAAGAUGUCAUAUGUCUAUGAAAAAUAUAUUUUCCAUUAUUUAGUAAAUGAUUCAUUGACCUAUUUAUGUAUGGCAGAUCAAGACUUUGGUAGAAGAAUACCAUUUGCAUUUUUAGAGGAUGUCAAGAAUAGAUUCAAAUCAGUAUAUGGAGAUAAAGGAAAGACUGCCCUUGCAUAUGGCAUGAAUGCUGAUUUCUCACGAACAUUGGAAAAUUUAAUGGACUAUUACUCAAAUAAUGCUGGUGCCGACAAGUUGAGCCGUACUCAAGCAGAGGUUGAUGAAGUAAAGAAUAUAUUGGUUAGUGAUAUUGCUCCACAACUUUUAAAGCGUGGUGAAAAGAUUGAAAUAUUGGUCGAUCGUACAGAAUCACUCAAUCAACAAUCAUUCAAAUUUAAGAAACAAAGUAAACAAUUAAAAUGUGCCAUGUGGUGGAAAAAUGUAAAAUUAAUGUUAAUCAUUGCUUUGGUAGUUGCUAUUAUUAUAUUCUUUAUUGUCGUAAUGGCUUGUGGUGGUUUCUCAUUCUCAAAGUGUCGAAAGUAA